This is a messenger RNA of Larimichthys crocea (large yellow croaker), 1624 nucleotides long. Its product is annotated as butyrophilin subfamily 1 member A1. Gene Ontology annotation, molecular function: signaling receptor binding. Gene Ontology annotation, cellular component: external side of plasma membrane. The record is from RefSeq and is a predicted model, not a curated record. Gene Ontology annotation, biological process: regulation of cytokine production; T cell receptor signaling pathway. Bases 284 to 979 code for a protein of 231 amino acids. The transcript is spliced from 6 exons. NCBI's taxonomy places the organism in Eukaryota, Metazoa, Chordata, Actinopteri, Sciaenidae.
GUGUGACUCAGAGCUCAGCCCGGGACUUGUCGGGGUUCUUCUGGUCCUCAGGAGCUCCUUCACAUCUGUCCUGCACCUCAAGUCAAGGAAAAGUGAUUUUAGGAGUUUAUUUUUUAAUCAAGGGACUCUGCACGCGUAUCUUCACCUGAAAAACUUUAUUCUAGGACAGCACCAUGGUGGAGCCUUGUUAAGCGUUCUAUGGAAACCAACGGAGGAUGGGAAUUUUCCACUUGAGGGAAGAGGAAAAGGCUGCUGUGUCUUCUUUGUGGACCCCUUUAAGGACAUGAAGGUCCUCCGUGUCCCUCUCUCAUGUCCCCUCGUCUUUUUGCUGCUUCUCACACCUGCUGAAGGUAAUUAUCAGGUGAUUGGGUCACAUGAGCCAAUUAUGGCAGUUCAGGGUGAUGAUGUCAUCCUGCCAUGUCAUGUGAAGCCUCGGAUCAGCAUGGUGAGAUAUACGGUGGAGUGGUCGAGGCCCGAUCUUAAGCCUGACCCCAAUGAUCGGCUGAGCCGGGUCGAAUAUGUGCAUCUUUACAGAGACUCCCGCGAGGUCCCGGACAUGAAGAUCUCAUCGUACGUCAAGAGGACGGCACUGUUCACAGAAGGCCUGAUACACGGCAACAUAUCACUCAAGAUUAUGAACGUAACACUCGAAGACAGAGGGAGAUACAAAUGUUUCAUUCCAAAGUUAAAGGGCUCAACAGAGCAGUUUUCAAUUGUUCAUCUUGUUGUUGAGCCAGUCUCCACCAAUACCUCGACAACAGAGACACCACUGCAACCCAGGGAUCUCCCAACUCCCAAGCAUACUGGUGGUUUUUCUAGUCCAUGUAUAGUCAUGAUUGUGGUUUCUUGCAUCUUGGUGAUUGGUGUUGUGAUUGGAGUCAUUAUCUGCCGUUUGAGUGCCAAAAACAAAUCACAAGGGUACCUACAAUCUAGGUGCCUUGCUCAAGUGCAAAUUGGUAGCUGUUGUGAACAGAGAUGAGAGCAUUACCCACUUGGAUCUGGGGAGUCCAAAGAUGAAAAGAGAGAUCUGUAAUGUGGGGCUUUUUUUUUUCAAAGCUUUAUUUGAUAGACAGCUGAAGAGUGACAGGAAUGUGAACCCUGGGCCGCUAGACUGAGCCCUCAUAUAUAGGGCGGACACUGUACCAACUGAGCUAACGGACACCCGAAUGUGAACUUAUUGUCAGGAGUAACCACUAUUGUUUUUUUGCACUGAUUUUUUUUCAUGAAUCAAAAUAAAAAGUCUCAGACAGAUGUGUUAAAAUCUGUGUUAGUGAGCACUUCAUCGCUAAUAUAAUCCACCCACAGUUGGGACAUAUGAAGAUGAAACCAUGCAUAGUUUACAAAUGAAUCAUGCGACUCAAGUUUCCAAUUGGCGUGCAAGAAUGCUAACCAAAGCUGCUGCACGUGAAGUGAAUGUUCAUCUCUCUAUGAUAAGUCAUCACCAGGGUUGCUCCCAAGAGUUUGGCUUUAACUGACAAGUGCAGACCAUGUGCGACCAGCCCGGAGACCAGUCAUCUGGGCAGCUGAUGUGCCAGUUGGGUUGCAGGAUCAAACCGUCACAAAAUAUCUCUGGAAAGCUCUUCUGAAUGCUUGUCGUCCUCAUCAGGUUCUUGACCUGACUCCC